Apus apus (common swift) is the source of this 2078-nucleotide messenger RNA. It is a transcript of the gene GNAI2, whose product is annotated as G protein subunit alpha i2. Gene Ontology annotation, biological process: adenylate cyclase-modulating G protein-coupled receptor signaling pathway; gamma-aminobutyric acid signaling pathway. NCBI's taxonomy places the organism in Eukaryota, Metazoa, Chordata, Aves, Apodiformes, Apodidae. Gene Ontology annotation, molecular function: G protein-coupled receptor binding; GTPase activity; GTP binding. The coding region runs from base 63 to 1130 and encodes 355 amino acids. The transcript has 9 exons. Gene Ontology annotation, cellular component: heterotrimeric G-protein complex. The record is from RefSeq and is a predicted model, not a curated record.
CGGGGCGGGCGGGGCCGGUCCGGUGGGAGCCGCGGGCGCGCGCAGCAGCCGCCGCCGCCGCCAUGGGCUGCACCGUGAGCGCCGAGGACAAGGCGGCCGCCGAGCGCUCCCGCAUGAUCGACAAGAACCUGCGGGAGGAUGGCGAGAAGGCGGCGCGGGAGGUGAAGCUGUUGCUGCUGGGUGCUGGCGAGUCUGGGAAGAGUACCAUCGUCAAACAGAUGAAGAUCAUCCAUGAGGAUGGCUACUCAGAGGAGGAGUGCCGGCAGUACAAAGCUGUGGUCUACAGCAACACCAUCCAGUCCAUCAUGGCCAUCAUCAAGGCAAUGGGAAACCUGCAGAUUGACUUUGGAGACUCCUCCAGAGCGGAUGACGCUCGGCAGCUGUUUGCUCUCUCCUGCACUGCCGAGGAGCAGGGCAUCAUGCCGGAGGACCUGGCCAACGUCAUCCGGAGGCUGUGGGCUGACAACGGGGUGCAGGCGUGUUUCAACCGCUCCCGAGAGUACCAGCUGAACGACUCUGCUGCCUACUACCUGAACGACCUGGAGAGGAUAGCCCGUGCUGACUACAUCCCCACCCAGCAGGAUGUGCUGCGCACCAGGGUGAAGACCACUGGCAUUGUAGAGACCCACUUCACCUUCAAGGACCUGCACUUCAAGAUGUUUGAUGUGGGCGGCCAGCGCUCGGAGCGGAAGAAGUGGAUCCACUGCUUCGAAGGGGUGACAGCCAUCAUCUUCUGUGUGGCCCUCAGUGCCUAUGACCUGGUGCUGGCUGAGGAUGAGGAGAUGAACCGCAUGCAUGAGAGCAUGAAGCUGUUCGAUAGCAUCUGCAACAACAAGUGGUUCACAGACACAUCCAUCAUCCUCUUCCUCAACAAGAAGGACCUCUUUGAGGAGAAAAUUGUGCACAGCCCCCUGACCAUUUGCUUCCCUGAGUACACAGGGGCCAACAAGUAUGAUGAGGCGGCCAGCUACAUCCAGAGCAAGUUUGAGGACCUGAACAAGCGGAAGGACACCAAGGAGAUCUACACCCACUUCACCUGUGCCACCGACACCAAGAACGUGCAGUUUGUCUUCGACGCCGUCACCGACGUCAUCAUCAAAAACAACCUGAAGGACUGUGGCCUCUUCUGAGGGCCGGCGCUGCCCAGGACCCCUGACCGCGCCAGUGAAGGAAGAACCGUGCUGCCCCCAACUCCUGCUUCUCUUCAGUUUCAUCCCUCUGCCCCCAUCCCAUAAAGAGACUUUUUGGGUGCCAGCACGGGGGCAGGGCCCGUGUACUCCCCCACCCCCUCCAUCCUCCUCCUCCUUGCCAGCGUCACCCCUCCUGAGGAAAAAGAGGUUUUAAUCUUGGUUUUUAACCCCCCAAACCACUCCCUGACCACCCGCCCCCCCCGACCCUGGUUAUUUACUCCUGAGUCCUGGCGCUCUCACUGUUUACAUUGCAAGUGUUGCUGGCACGGGGGGGACACAGGAGUCUCCUUGGGGCCACCCACCCGGCCAAAAACACAACAGAAGACAUUCCUUUUAGUAAAAUCAGAAAAGAGAGAGGGGGGAAAAAAAACCCAAACAAACCCAAACCCCCUGAAACGGCGCAAAAAAACCAACCAAGAACCACACCAUGCCCCACCGGCUGGGACCAGGUUGCUUUUUAAAGAAACCUUUUUACCAAACUAUUUAAAAGCAUCAAGUGCUACAUGGUGGCAGUGUCCUCUGUGGCCAGCCCACCCCCAACCGUGUGCCUUGGGGGGGGGGGUUGGGGGGCAGGGGGCUCUGUACCCCAGCCCACCUUGCUGCCCUUCCCUGCCCUGCCACACCGAGGGACAGGCAGCCCCCCGGGGGGCAGCAGCUGGGCAGGAGGGGGGGCAGGGGGGUGCUGCCUACUGCCUGUAUCCCCCCCCUGUCUCCCCCCUUCUUUCUAAGCCUAGUUUGGUAGGGCUAGCUGUUGCUGUACAGAGCGGCCCCUGCUGUCCCCUCCCCACUAAAGCCUCAGGGGGGGGGUUCCCCUCAGCCGGUGCCUGCAGCCUCGCUUUUCCCACAGGAUGUUUUACCGAAUUGUUCACAUGGUUUGAAAUAAUAAAA